Molecule: messenger RNA, 2811 nt
Organism: Cladocopium goreaui
Lineage: Eukaryota; Dinophyceae; Suessiales; Symbiodiniaceae
Source: the annotation of a GenBank genome assembly
AUGCCGGCAGCGCAGUCGAUUUGCGACAUUAGCAACUCCGGAAAUUUGUUGGAGUUUGGUUUGGAUCCGUUCUACCGGCCCGCUGAUUCAAAAUCACUUGGCGUACAAACUGAAUUCAAGGAUUCACCGCAGCUGUCACAGGAAGAAGAUGGUGAGUUCUCUGAGAUUGCCAAACCGGCUGCUGCAUCUCAGAUACUGAGAUUUGCGAUAGGUCUAUUGGGGUUGGAGCUGCAUGAGAAACCCAGUCCAUGGUCUGAGACCUGGUUGGACGCGCUUAGCGUGGGUCAAAUCUCUUUUGGUGGAGCUGAUGUGAAAGUGGCAAAUGAAGUUGACGAAGGAUUUUGGUCAGACCGUCAGUUCAAGAAGGGCCAGACAGAUUGGCAGCAGAAAGUCUUGGAUCAUUUGCGCCGGCUUUUUCACAAGGGCCGAAGCAGUUCGAAAGAGAAGAAUGUUGGUCGUUCCAGUGGUCGCGUCCAAGAGCAACUUGAAAUGGCGGAUUUUGCGUUGCAGCGCAUAACUCAUGCGGUAAACAUACUGCAGCGCCCUGAACGCCAUGUGGAUCCCUUGAUUAUGCAUGAAUACACUGAUGGCAUGGUCGAAGACGUCUGCGCGGACCUGAAGCAAUGGUUAGAGCAACUUGCAAACGCGCUGUCGAUCUACCAUGUGCAUAUUUUGGACCUGGAAGUUGGGCAUCGAGAUAUGACUGGAAAGGUUGGCCUCUUGGAGACCAAGCUCCAGGAUUGUGAAGCCGAGCGAGACGAUGCGAUGAGGCGAUUCGACGACAUGGAAGCCAGAUGGAACGAGGAGAAGAUGAGAAAACGGGCUGCUGCCCUCUUCGGUGUGAAAUCCGCUGAAGAAGAUCCAAAGAUUUAUAGCCAGGCCGAGGUAGAUGUGAUGUAUGAUCAAUGGAGAAAAGAUGGGGUUGACCCACUCUUGGAAGAGAUAAAGGAAUUGAAAAAGGCGCAAAGAGAGCUUUUGGCCAAGAUGCAGUCCAUGAAGCAAGAUCGAUCAGUGCCAAUACAAGAAGAAACGAGCCUUUUGGGACAGAGAGAAAUCACAAUGUUGCAAGCAUCCUUGACGGCCUCGUCACAGCGCACCCAUGGUGAACUGAAGCCGCUUCUCUUGCGGCUUGGGGAAUCAAUUGCAUCUGGCGGGCUUGAAAUUCCAGAGAUCCUCCGUGCAAUCCAGGCUAUACCAGUUCUGGAGAUCCCUGAGUCUGUGGAGACUGGGUCCCAAGUGGAUGAACCAACGCCAGUAGUGGCUUCGGGAUCGAAGGACGCUGAGCUAUUCCAAACUGGGUUGAAGGCCGCUGGAAAGCAUGUGUCACCGGAUCUUGCAAGCCUUUUGGUCCAGCUUGGGCAAGCAUUUACAGACGGAAGCGAUCUAAAAAGGGUAGUACAGAUGAUCCAGAAGUUGCCUCUUCCAGUACCCAUUGUCCUGCCUGAAAAGCCGGCAAUGCGGUCGACUGGAGUCAAUACAUUGACACCCAUUGCAAAGGAGACUUCGGAAACAGUCCAGGUGGUAGAGCCCGGGAGCGAACGAGAUUUCGAGGGCGAGCUCCGACGCCUCCGGGAGUCAUUGGAGGCGCAGGUUCGGGCAGCCGAGGCUGAAGCCGAAAAGCAACGCAGGAGGGCCGAAGAGGCGAUGAAGAAACUCGAAGAAGAGACCCAGAGAUUAGAGCAACUGAUCGCAGAGCUGCGGCGAAAAUUGAAAGAAUUGCAAGCUCUCCUGGAAAAAGCAGGUCUCGGCAAACAGGUGGCGGAGCUCUUUCAACAAGCGGGCCUUGGUGACUUUCUGGAAGGUCGCGAUGUCUUCGAGCGGCUGUACCGUGACGCCCUGCGGCGCAUGCGCACUCAAGCUGAAGUCCAAGCGCGUCUGGCGGAGGAGUCAUCUUUGCUAUUCAUGCGCACUUUACGGGAUCUAGCAGCGCAUCCUUUGGCUGCAGUGGAUGCGCUGCUGACAGCAAACGAAUAUGCCAAUGUCAUUGCGCCUUUGCAGGUGUUGCGCUUCGCAGCUCCAACGCAAACAGGAGACGCUACGAAGCUGAUGCCAAGAGAACAAGAAAUCAAGCGACCUAUACGACCUAUGCGCUUCAAAACGACCAGUCUAUUGGCAGAUCAUGCGGAUCGGCCUUUCUCUGCAGCACGAAAAGAGCAGGAUAUGAAAUUGAAGCGUGCGGCUACGAUGGCUGCACCUUUGGUACCGCAUGGUGUGAUUUCCGGGCAUCCCGGGCAUCCGGGGCAUCCUGGGCAUCCUGCGCCCAGAGCUCGAGGCGAGUCACGAAGCCCAGGAAAUUCAGGGAACUCAUGGCGCCCGGGGCAGAACAUGAUUACCUCUAGGCCCUUGGCAAAUGGAGCGAAUUGGCCUGGUAUCGCGGUUGAAGGCCGCACCUUCUCACGUGGCAGUGGGGAGGAGUGGCAUGACACUUCUCCAGAGAGAUCAUCUCUAGCAUCUCCAGCGUCCGUCUCACCCAGUGGAAAACAUGGAAAUUUGGCUAUGGAAAAAAUGGAAAAAAUGGAAAAAAUGGAAAACAUGGAAAAAAUGGAAGCGAAGACAGCGAAGAUUGCCGGCUCUAAGAGCCUGGCUCAAUCCGAUCGCUCCGAUCCACUGAAUGUACCACUUCUUGUUAGUGCCAUUGGCCCAAGGCCAAGUGGACCAAACCAAAGAAGUCAAAGUCAAUUAGUCCCUCAAAGAUCACAAGGAUCACAAGGAUCCCAGAGAGCCCACAGGGCACCUGUGCCAUCUUCUCAUGUGCUCAGGUCUGCAGGAUCUCUGUGUGCAGAUGCCGCCCGUUGAUCAAGCAGCGAGGCG